Molecule: messenger RNA, 842 nt
Organism: Hermetia illucens (black soldier fly)
Lineage: Eukaryota; Metazoa; Arthropoda; Insecta; Diptera; Stratiomyidae
Gene: Rpb5
Product: DNA-directed RNA polymerases I, II, and III subunit RPABC1
Exons: 5
Coding region: 140-772 (210 amino acids)
Biological process (GO): DNA-templated transcription
Cellular component (GO): RNA polymerase I complex; RNA polymerase II, core complex; RNA polymerase III complex
Molecular function (GO): DNA-directed RNA polymerase activity; DNA binding
Source: RefSeq, a predicted model, not a curated record
GGAAGAAGAAGCAUAGCAAUUGUGACUUUUGCCGUCGGUACUGCGUCUGGUGGUGUUUUGCUUCGUCGGCCGGAAUAAGUGUUUCUUUGAUUGUUUCUACGAGUUUUCGAAUUAUCCUGAAUACAUAAAAAGUCUCGAAAUGGAUGACGAAGCUGAAACGUAUAAACUAUGGCGCAUUCGUAAAACAGUUAUGCAGCUCAGCCACGACCGCGGAUAUUUAGUUACCCAAGAUGAAUUGGAUCAGACGCUUGAACAAUUUAAGGAACAGUUCGGUGAUAAGCCUAGUGAAAAACGGCCAGCACGUUCCGACCUCAUUGUUUUGGUAGCCCACAAUGACGACCCAACAGAUCAGAUGUUUGUCUUCUUCCCGGAUGAACCUAAAAUCGGAAUUAAGACCAUCAAAACGUAUUGUACUCGCAUGCAGGAAGAGAAUAUCCAUCGCGCGAUUGUCGUGGUUCAAGCGGGCAUGACCCCGUCGGCUAAGCAGUCUUUGGUCGAUAUGGCCCCGAAGUACAUUUUGGAACAGUUUUUGGAAUCUGAGCUGCUGAUUAACAUUACUGAGCACGAAUUGGUCCCGGAACAUGUAGUGAUGACACCGGAGGAGAAACAGGAAUUAUUGGCUAGGUACAAGCUGAAGGAAAACAUGUUGAUGAGAAUCCAGGCGGGUGACCCGGUCGCUAGGUACUUUGGAUUGAAGAGAGGACAGGUGGUGAAAAUCAUUCGUCCUUCGGAAACGGCUGGUCGCUAUAUCUCCUACCGACUUGUGUGUUAAGUAAAUUAAGUUGAAUUUGUAUUAUAUUCCAAAUUUUGUAUCAAAAUAAAAGUUAGCUGUAUGAAUGCAA